AUGGAGUCAAACUUGAGUUUGCAGGUCACCUUGGCCCCCCAGGCACCGAUCCUCAAGGCACAUGAAGCAUUUGCUCUACCAAUCAAAGUUUCUGUUCAUAAUGCCGCAGAUUCACCAGUCACCAUUUUAAGAUGGGGCACCCCAUUGGACCCUCAGGCUGGUGUUCUCGGUGUCUUCGAGAUUUGUGACACAACGGAGCAACGGAAACUGUCCGUUCCUACUAUUAUGGUAUCACGCAAGCUACCUGCCUCCGAAAAUGAUCUCGUUGAGAUACAAGCACGGCACACCGUUGAUGUAACUGUCAAUUUGCCGAUCCCAGGCCUCGAAAAGGGACAUGAAUAUUCUAUUCGUGCACAGGGAACUUGGCAUGCGGUGUGGCCAACUGAAUUAUCCAAUGUGACUACAUCACAACUCAGAGAUAAUGAAGGUGCCAAUCGCGGGCACUUCCUUUCUAAUGAGUCCUCUGUGAGCAUUGAUUGA
Penicillium samsonianum is the source of this 480-nucleotide messenger RNA. RefSeq lists its product as uncharacterized. Bases 1 to 480 code for a protein of 159 amino acids. The record is from RefSeq and is a predicted model, not a curated record. The transcript has a single exon. NCBI's taxonomy places the organism in Eukaryota, Fungi, Ascomycota, Eurotiomycetes, Eurotiales, Aspergillaceae.